Besnoitia besnoiti is the source of this 1584-nucleotide messenger RNA. RefSeq lists its product as uncharacterized. Gene Ontology annotation, cellular component: cytoplasm; microtubule. Gene Ontology annotation, biological process: mitotic cell cycle; microtubule cytoskeleton organization. The record is from RefSeq and is a predicted model, not a curated record. Gene Ontology annotation, molecular function: GTP binding; structural constituent of cytoskeleton. NCBI's taxonomy places the organism in Eukaryota, Apicomplexa, Conoidasida, Eucoccidiorida, Sarcocystidae. The transcript has 11 exons. The coding region runs from base 1 to 1584 and encodes 527 amino acids.
AUGCCUCGCGAAGUUGUCGUGUUUCAGAUUGGGCAAUGCGGAAAUCAGAUAGGGUCGCAGUUCUGGCAAACUGUGCUGGAAGAGCAUGCAGCCGCCGCGCGGGCGCGCGCGGGCGCGACUGCCCCGGGGCGACCCCCAGGGCUCCAGUCUGCGGUGCCCCUCUUCGACGCGUCGAUGUCGACAUUCUUUCGAAACGUCGACGCCAGGCACCCCGACUACCGCGACCUCAGGGGAGACGAUCAGCCGAUCAAGACUCUAAAGGCCCGCGCGAUUCUCAUCGACACGGAGGAAGGCGUGCUGAACGCGGCUCGCCGCAGCGCUCUUGGCUCUCUCUUCGACGAGCGGCAGAUCGUCGCAGACGUCUCCGGUGCGGGAAAUAACUGCGUCGCGGUGCUUGCUGAGCGCGGGGCUCACGGCUACUGUGAGUACGGGCGCGGCUUCCGGCCGCAGCUCUGCGAGGCCGCGCGGCGGGCCCUCGAGCACGCGGACUCCAUACAGGCCUUCCUGCUGCUGCACUCCCUUGGCGGGGGCACGGGCUCCGGACUGGGGAGCUACGUCGUCGAGAUGCUGGCGGAAGAGCUCCCUGAAGUGCCGCGCUUCUGCUGCUCGAUCGUCCCUUCGCCCGUGGGCGCCGACGACGUGGUGACUUCGCCUUACAACAGCGUUCUUGCUCUCGCGUACCUGCGGGAGCACGCUUCCUGCGUGCUCCCCGUGUCCAACGACGCGCUGAUCAAAAUAUGCGAAGCGAGCGAGCCGCGCCCCAAACUCACGGCGUGGGACUCCACUCUGCCGCGCCGCAGCCGCACGCCGCGCGAAGGCGAGCGCGUCGACAGGCGCAGACCGCGGGUGCGGAACGACGGGGCCUUUGACAAGAUGAACGGCCUCGUCGCGCGUGCGCUGGCGCAGUUGACCUGCUCUCUUCGCUUCGACGGAAGCUUGAGCGUGGACCUCGACGACAUCACAACGAACCUUGUCCCGUACCCCGGCCUGCACUUUCUGCUUUCGUCUCUCGCGCCUCUCGCGGGCGUCGCACCUGAACGUGGGGCUGCUUCCGUCGAGCGCACGUUCGCGCAGCGUGUCGCAGACCUCCUGGCCUCCAGUAACCAACUGUUUGCUAGCCAGCCCAUGCGCAGCCUGUGUCUCGCCUCCGCCUUCCUCGCACGCGGACCGCUCAUCUCUGUUUCCAGCUUGAUCCAUAAUGUAGCAAAACUGAGACGGAAACUGAGGCUGCUGAGCUUCAACCAAGACGCCACGAGAUUCGGCUUGUGCGCAGUCGCGCCGCAGGGCCAGCCUUACGGCCUUCUCGCACUCCUGAACUCGUGUGAGGUUGCGCACCUCUUCUCAACCGUGCACGGACGCUUCAACCAGCUGUUCACGCGGAAGGCCCAUUUGCACCAUUACGACCACUACAUGGAUCGCGGUGCUUUCGAGGCAGCUUCUGAGUCGGUGUUGAGCUUGGUUGCAGAUUAUUCGUAUCUGAAUCGUACCCACGGCCCCUCUCCGGCUUACCUGCCGGCUUCCACGCACUUUUCUCGUCCUUGCUCGCUCUAUGCUUGGCCGCCCGCCUUGUGUGCUCCACGGUAG